Pocillopora verrucosa is the source of this 1011-nucleotide messenger RNA. Lineage: Eukaryota; Metazoa; Cnidaria; Anthozoa; Scleractinia; Pocilloporidae. The record is from RefSeq and is a predicted model, not a curated record.
AUGUCAGAAAAUGUGACUGCAACGAUGAAUGGAACACAAUCCAUGUCGAGCUGCUUCAACCCCACAGCGGCAAGAAUCGGUGAAACCUUUGCUUACUGCUUGCUAUUUAUUGUUUCGUUGGUUGGAAAUAUCUUCAUUGCAAUGAUUGUCUUUAAGACAAAAACUCUAAGAAAGCCCUUUAAUUUCUUUACUGUUAGCAUGGCCAUGUCCGAUUUGCUUCUUCCGAUUUUCUUUUUUCCUCGUAAUUUGGUGUUGUCAUACACUCGCUCCUGGCUCAUAGGCGGUCUGCUUAGUCAAGUGUUAUGUAAGCUUAGUAUGUUGGUACCUGGUGUGUCCUUUGCUGUGUCUGUUCAAAGCCUGGUUCUAAUAGCGGUCGAUCGAUUUGGAGCUGUGAUAUUUCCCCUCCGUUCCCCGCUGAUUAAUUCAAAGCGAUGCCGGUUCUUCAUUCUCGCCACUUGGAUAAUCGCUAUCGCUAUCUUUUGCCCAAACCUGUUCGCCUCGAAAGUUAUCGAGUCUCCAGAGGGGCUGGCGUGUGUGCAUGAUUGGAACUCGGACGCAUUCGGGGAGUCCUUGUCCUUCAAAAACUUAUAUUUGGUAGUGCUUGUUGUAUUUGUUUAUGUCCCUUUGGUUUUUAUCGCCAUAGUUUACUCUGCCAUUGCUUUAAAAAUCAAAUCCCAGAAGAUUCCAGGAGAGCAAUCAACUAACACAAGAGAAAAACGCUUGAAAAGAGAGCGAAAUGUUCUUAAACUGUCCGUCGCCAUCGUGUUAGGGUUUGCAUUGUGCUGGCUGCCCUUAAGUAUUAAGUGGUUCAUGCUCUUCAACUCAGACCGAACAAUAACAUCAUCUUGUGGCUUCUAUUACUUCUGGUAUGUUUCCGUAUUUCUAGGUAUGUCGAACUGCGCGAUCAACCCUUGGAUCUGUAUAUGUUUUGGUAGAAAUUAUCGCCAAGGUCUCAAGAAUCUUCUCAGUUGCUCUUCUGCUGGUCCUGACGUUGAUCGAGAUGCACCGUAG